Molecule: messenger RNA, 4496 nt
Organism: Sinocyclocheilus rhinocerous
Lineage: Eukaryota; Metazoa; Chordata; Actinopteri; Cypriniformes; Cyprinidae
Product: A disintegrin and metalloproteinase with thrombospondin motifs 6-like
Exons: 24
Coding region: 1-3351 (1116 amino acids)
Biological process (GO): extracellular matrix organization; proteolysis
Cellular component (GO): extracellular matrix
Molecular function (GO): metalloendopeptidase activity
Source: RefSeq, a predicted model, not a curated record
AUGGAAAUUUUUUGGAAGACGCUGACUUGGAUAUUUAGCCUGGUCUUGGCCGCUGCUGAAGCUCAGAUCCUUUCAUACAACUCUCAAGCGGAAUUCCUGUCCACGCUGGAGCACUAUCAGCUAACAGUACCAGUGCGGGUAAAUGAGAGGGGCCAGUUCAUGAGUUACACUGUGAAGCAUUACAGGCCUGGUCGGCGGCGACGUGGACUGGACCAGGCUGAGCUGGACCACACUGAGACCAGGCUUUUUUACAAACUCUCAGCCUACGGCAAGCACUUUCACCUGAACCUGACACUCAACCCCAUCCUGGUUUCUAAACAUUUCACGGUAGAGUACUGGGGCAAAGACGGACUAGACUGGCAGCAUUCAGUGGUCGAUAACUGCCACUAUGUUGGAUACCUACUGGAUCAAUAUAGCACUACAAAAGUGGCAUUGAGCAACUGCAAAGGCUUGCAUGGUGUCAUAACCACAGAGGACGAGCAAUAUUUAAUAGAGCCAUUAAAAAAUAUAUCCAGAAAUUUCAGUGAUGUCAACCACGAAGGACAACCACAUGUUAUUUAUAAAAAGACUUCCAUUCCUUCUCUGCAAGAGCCAAGCGAGGAGUUCAGCUGUGGUGUUUCAGACCUCACAAUAAACCGGACACCCAGCUACGAUACCAAUCCUGAAGCAAACCCACCUUACCCGGCCACGGACGGCGACAGCUCGAUGGGUGGCCACCGCCAGCGACGUUCUGUCAGCUCUGAACGCUUUGUGGAGACCCUAGUGGUGGCAGACAAAAUGAUGGUUGGCUACCAUGGUCGCAAAGACAUCGAGCACUACAUCCUGUCCGUAAUGAAUAUUGUUGCCAAACUUUACCGUGAUGCCAGUCUUGGAAACGUUGUGAACAUUAUUGUAACCCGACUGAUUGUUCUGACAGAAGAUCAGCCCAACUUGGAGAUAAACCACCAUGCAGACAAAUCUCUAGACAGCUUCUGUAAAUGGCAGAAAUCCAUUCUUUCCCAUCAGGGAGAUGGAAACAGUAUCCCAGAGAACGGGAUCGCCCAUCACGACAAUGCUGUUCUCAUUACCAGGUAUGACAUCUGCACCUAUAAGAACAAACCCUGCGGUACUCUCGGUUUGGCGUCCGUAGCCGGAAUGUGUGAGCCAGAGAGGAGCUGCAGUAUUAAUGAAGAUAUAGGCCUUGGUUCAGCCUUCACUAUUGCACAUGAGAUUGGACACAAUUUCGGCAUGAACCACGAUGGGAUCGGGAACUCCUGCGGGACCAAAGGUCACGAGACAGCCAAGCUGAUGGCGGCCCAUAUCACAGCCAACACCAACCCCUUCUCCUGGUCAGCCUGCAGCAAGGACUAUAUCACCAGCUUUUUGGACUCAGGUCGAGGAACAUGUCUGGACAAUGAGCCUCUUAAACGAGACUUCCUGUACCCCACUGUGGCUCCAGGGCAGGUGUACGAUGCAGAUGAGCAGUGUCGUUUCCAGUACGGUGCCUCCUCCUGUCAGUGCAAAUAUGGGGAAGUGUGUAGAGAGCUCUGGUGCCUUAGCAAAAGUAACCGCUGUGUCACCAACAGUAUCCCCGCAGCAGAAGGAACCCUGUGCCAGACCAGCACCAUUGAAAAGGGGUGGUGCUAUCAGGGUGAAUGUGUGGCGUUUGGGACGUGGCCGCAGAGCGUGGAUGGAAGCUGGGGACCUUGGACCACAUGGGGCGAGUGCAGUCGUACCUGCGGCGGCGGCGUCUCCUCUUCCAUGCGACACUGUGACAGCCCAGCGCCGACAGGCGGAGGGAAGUACUGCCUCGGAGAGAGGAAGCGCUACAGAUCGUGUAACACUGACGCUUGUCCAGCAGGAUCACGUGACUUUAGGAAGAAGCAGUGCGCCGAUUUUGACAACAUGCCUUUCCGUGGGAAGUACUACAACUGGAAGCCGUACACUGGAGGUGGAGUGAAACCGUGUGCGUUGAACUGUCUGGCUGAGGGCUACAACUUCUACACCGAACGCUUGCCCGCUGUCAUCGACGGCACGCGCUGCCAGGCCGACUCGCUGGACAUAUGCAUCAAUGGAGAGUGCAAGCAUGUUGGCUGUGAUAACAUCCUGGGCUCGGAUGCCAAGGAGGACAGAUGCCGUGUGUGUGGAGGGGACGGCAGUACGUGUGAGGUCACCGAAGGACUGUUCAAUGAUUCGCUGCCCAGAGGAGGUUAUAUGGAGGUUGUCCAGAUACCAAAAGGAUCGGUUCAUAUUGAAAUCAGGGAAGAGGCCGUGUCAAAAAACUACAUCGCUUUGAAAUCGGAGGGGGAUGACUAUUACAUCAACGGAGCCUGGACCAUCGACUGGCCCCGCAAAUUUGACAUCGCAGGAACAGCCUUCCACUACAAGAGGCCGACUGACGAACCCGAGUCGCUUGAAGCUUUAGGGGCCACCAUUGAAAAUUUGGUGGUUAUGGUGCUACUACAGGAACAGAACUUGGGCAUCCACUACAAGUUCAAUGUGCCGAUCCAGCGUACAGGAAGUGGGGACAAUGAAGUGGGCUUCUCCUGGCACCAUCUGCCCUGGUCUGAGUGCUCAGCAACAUGCGCAGGAGGCUCGCAGAAGCAGGAGGUGGUGUGUAAAAGACUGGACGACGGUUCUGUGGUCCAAAACAGCUACUGUGACCCAGAUGGCAAACCGCCAGGGAACCAGCGACCUUGCAACACCGAGCCGUGUCCUCCGGAGUGGUUUAUCGGUGACUGGUCAGAAUGUGGGAAGACCUGUGAUGGAGGCAUCCGAACACGCACUGUUUUGUGUAUCCGUAAAAUCAGACCCGCCGAGGAGGAGACCCUGGAGGACAACCACUGUCUGACCCAUCGGCCAAUAGAACAAGAGUCCUGCAACAAUCAGUCUUGUCCGCCCCAGUGGGUGACACUGGACUGGUCUGAGUGUACCCCAAAGUGUGGCCCUGGCUUCAAGCACCGCAUAGUUCUAUGUAAAAGUAGCGACCUGACCAAAACCUUCCCACCAGCCCUCUGUUCUGACCACAACAAACCCCCAGUCCGUAUUCGCUGCAGCCUUGGUCGCUGUCCGCCGCCACGCUGGAUCCCUGGAGAAUGGGGACAGUGCUCUGCUCAAUGUGGACUAGGGCAGCAGAUGCGGAUGGUUCAGUGUCUGUCAUAUAUGGGACAGCCCUACACCGAAUGUCCAGAGUCACUACGGCCAAACACCAUGCAGCAGUGUGAAAGUAAAUGUGACGCUACACCCAUCUCCGGUGGCGACGAGUGCAAAGACGUAAAUAAGGUGGCAUAUUGCCCAUUGGUGCUGAAGUUCAAGUUCUGCAGCCGUGCGUACUUCAGACAGAUGUGCUGCAAGACGUGCCAAGGACACUGACCCCAUGGAGAGAAGCAGAGACAGAUGCUGCAACGAGGAAAGAGAGAGAAAACUGGCAGAGAGAAAAGUCAAUGCUGGGCACAGAAGAAAGAAGCCUCUCUCUCGCUAAUCAACACACACACAACUGCUUUUAGCCCUGUGGAACCCAAACCACUGCUCAGCACUGCGCUGACACCUGUUUUAUUUUCACUUCUGUGAAGUGGGAAUGUAUAAAAUGAUCAUUAUUGUUGUUAUUUUUAUAAUAAUAAUAAUAAUUGCUAUUGGUUAUUAUUAUUAUCAAUGUCUUUCUGUUGUUAUAAUCCAAAGUGCUGGACACAACACUCACAGAAGUAGCACAGCAGAGGUUUACUUCAAGGCACCCACAUAAGGGAGUUCGGGACAUUGGUAUAACCCUGGGUCUUGCAUACACACUCCUAACAUGGUUCUGUUGGCAACAUUACAUUCUGGAACAUUCAAACCAACAAUGAUUGCUCACACUGGCAGCAUCGGAUCGAUUGGAAGUCAUUUGUUUUGAAUAAGAGUUGGUGAUUUGAGGCAACAUGAGUGUCAGAGACUGUUGAUGGUGUGACAAAGUACCGUAACCAACAACCGGAGUGCAGACACUGUCAUUCAUGUGAUCCGGCAUCCGAUACAGCAGUCUGAUAGGAACAUUUCCAAACAUGGAUAGUACUGAAACUUGGUGACUGCAACAUGCAUUAGGUUUAAGGUAAAAAUAACAAUCCAAAUUUUCCACCCAAAUGAUAUUUUUCACUCCUAAAAUCAAAGUAGUAUAGAUCGGGGGUAACCAAUCCUGCUCCUGGAGAACUGCAGACUUCAGUUCCAACCUGCUCCAACACACCUGCCUGUUAUUUUAACUAAACUCUGUGGGAUGGUAGCCCUCCAUGAGCAGGGUUGGUAUAGGCUGAAUUGACUUGGUUUUUGAUUAAAAGUACAGACCAGGAGUGGCCAAUCCUACUCCUGUAAGGGUCAAUAUCCUACAGAGUUUAGCGCCUACCUGCCCCAACACACAUGUCUGGAAGUUUCUAGUCAUCCUGAAGAUCCUAAUUAGGUGUGUUUAAUUGGCAUAGGAGCUGAAACCUGGCUGCAUUCCACUUCGCUUUUAGUCGAACACUUGCAAACUUCUCUAAGCACUUCCCCUCAGGCGA